CAUAUAAUGCUCAUCAGAAAAGUGAAAUAUCUUAGAAACCGGUCUAUGUUUACAAUUGUGCCAAAACUUUAUCUGGAUUAAACUGGUCAGCACUUUGAAGAUAAUUCGAAGUCACAGCGUUGUCAUGCAUUCCUUGAAAAUGUAUCGUGCAACGGGGGGAAUAUGCAAACUGCAGCGUGUUUUCGGAGCGGCACAAUGUCGGACAAAGGUUCUGUCAGUGGAAAACAUGAACCCUCAUGUGAAGAAGAUGGAGUAUGCUGUGAGGGGUCCCAUUGUCAUCAGGGCUGGAGAAAUUGAAGAAGAGUUGAGACAGGGUGUUAAAAAGCCAUUUACCGAAGUGAUUCGUGCAAAUAUUGGUGACUGUCAUGCUGUUGGUCAGGAGCCUAUUACAUUUCUAAGACAGGUAGUUGCCAUAUGUACCGAUCCAGACAGACUACUAAAUGAUCCAAAUUAUCCCAGUGAUGCAAAAGAAAGAGCUCAAAGAAUCCUUAACAGCUGUUCCGGACAGAGUAUUGGUUCAUACAGUGACAGUUCUGGCGUUCGUGUGAUCAGGGAGGACAUUGCCCGCUAUAUCACAGAGAGGGACGGGCACCCUGCUGACCCAGUCGACAUCUUCCUGAGCACUGGAGCUAGUGACAGCAUCAAGACAAUCAUGAAGCUGUUGAUGACAGCCAAGGAUGGGAAAGACCGAGCUGGCAUCAUGAUCCCCAUACCCCAAUAUCCACUCUACACAGCCACCAUAGCAGAGUACAACGCUUACCCUAUUGGCUACUAUUUGGAUGAGUCUAACACGUGGGCAUGCAACAUCCCAGAGUUGAAGCGUGCCAUCAAGGAGGCCAGAUCCGAGUGUAAGCCCAGGGCCAUCGUGAUCAUUAACCCUGGGAACCCUACAGGCCAGGUGUUGUCCAGACAGAAUAUAGAAGAGGUCAUUAAGUUUGCUAAGGAAGAAAACCUUUUCCUAAUGGCUGAUGAGGUAUACCAACACAAUGUCUACGCAGAGGGCUCUGCUUUCCACUCAUUCAAGAAGGUGCUGAUGGAGAUGGGCCCAGAAUACAACACCAUGGAGCUGGCUUCCUUCAUGUCCACAUCAAAAGGAUACAUGGGGGAAUGUGGGUUCCGAGGUGGCUAUUGUGAGGUGAUCAACCUUGACCCCGCUGUGAAGGUCAUGCAGCUGAAAUCCAUUUCUGCCAAGCUAUGUUCAUCCGUGAGCGGUCAGGCAGUGAUGGAUGUUGUUGUCAAUCCCCCUAGGCCAGGAGAACCUUCCUAUGAUCUCUUCAUUAAGGAGAAGGACUUUGUUUUAGGGCAGUUAAAGAAAAAGGCCGAGAUGGUAACUAAAACAUUCAACUCUAUAGACGGAAUAUCGUGUAACGUCGUUCAAGGGGCGAUGUACGCGUUUCCCAACAUCAAACUUCCUCAGAAGGCCAUACAGGCUGCACAGGCUGCAGGCAUGAAGCCAGAUGCUUUCUACUGCUUCCAACUGCUUGAGGAGGCUGGUAUCUGUGUUGUGCCAGGAUCUGGCUUCGGACAGGUGGAAGGCACAUUCCAUUUCAGGACAACUAUUCUACCUCCGUUGGACAAGUUGACGGGAAUGAUGGAGAAAUUUAAAGUGUUCCAUGAAAACUUCAUUAACAAGUACAAGUAGAGAGUUGACCUUGAAAUGGAUAGGAGUAUUAAAUAGCGCUUUUUGAGACUUAUACAUGUUUAUUGAAUAAAUGUUAUAUAAUAUUCACCAGGUGUUUUCCAUGUACAAGCUGCCAAAUGUGUUAUAUUAUUAUGAUCUAUGGUCAUCUUGUACCGUAUUGGAAAGAACUUUGCAAUAAGUACCAAGAGGAUAAAUUACAACGAUACUCACUUAUACGCAUGCUUCUUAUUGAACGCUAUCCUUGACUACAUGGUACAUAGGAGUUACUAUACCUACUACACUGGAGAAUGAAAUCAUACUCAUAACUCACACUUAUACUAGUGAAUAUUGUAAAUAACUUGGGCAGUGGUCGCAGUGACUGUUAUAUCCAUGUUUUUGACUCGUUUUACAUAUUAUAUUUGACAUAUUAUACUAUAUAACAUCACUUUUACUUAAGAAGAUCCCAUGUCUUUUGAACGACCUUUAUAACCCAAGUUUACAACAAAGUCUAGUCUUUUGUGUAUGUGUGAAGUAAGUAUUUUUAGAAAUCAAUGUUACUGGGAGCAGGGCAUGAUAUUGAAGGGCAGGAGGACUACAAAUGCAACAUCUUAUUUAAUACAACAUAUUAUUGAAGUCAACAGAAAAGUGCUAAUGUUAUAUUUAUGUUAUAAAAGUGCUAUCGUAAAACAUUUCUUGAAAGCAUUUGGUUAUUUGCACGGUGUUUGAGAAUGAUAAAACACCUCAUUGUUAACAAUAACCGGGGAUAUAACUAACGUUAAUGUUUCACAUGGUGAUGAACAAUUUUUAUUGAAUUUAUUAUAAAAAUAUAUUUUUGACAACCACAUAAAGUUGCACUUGAUAAGAGCUCUGUGUUUAAAGCCACUAAGAAAUGAAUGUUAAAUUGGAUUUUGGUAGUUCUUUUUUUGUAUGGAAUAUUAAGUAUAUUUUAAUGAGAGUCUCCUUAUGUGUUCCAUAUUAAAAUGUGAACAUGAUUCUUUCUUACUUUUAUUAAAAAAAGAGACUUUUUAUUUGCUAUUUUUCAUCUUAUAUUGUAUGAUUGUUGUGUUGAAGAAUCUUGUUAUAAUAUUCAUGGAUGGUUGAUGUCACCUGUGAUUUUAAGUACUUUUUGAGCUUGUCUAUUUUUAAAAGAAAAUAGUUCACAAAACCUUGGUGUCAUUGGGGAUGUGGUCAUUCAAAACAUUGAACCUUUCCAAAUAUCCGCAUGGAAACCCAGUUAGCAACUUUUUUAUGACAAUUAGCAUAUUUGUGUUUAUCAAGGCCAAUGACUCUUGGUUCAAUAAUUGUCGAGCUACACACUUUUACUACAUUAGAAAAACUGUCUGGCGUUGGCCUCCACUUCUUAUGCAUUUUGUUAUCAUGUAUUUGCUUAUACUUGAUCAAGUGUAGUUUGUUUAAAGCUUAAUUAUUUCACACCAAAACUUAUGUCCCAAACAGACUACAAGUAAUUCUUUUCUUUCUGAACUGGCAUUAACUCUUUGGUGCUGAAUAUAAUGCGUGUUUUUCGUGACAUAUUAUGUAUAAAAGAUCUAGUUAUUGUCUUGCCAAUAAAUAUAAGUCGCUUUAAAAAAAAGAGAUUUUGAGACAUCAAGAAUCUCUGUAUGGAUGUUAAGAUACCUGUAUGGAUGUUAAGAUACCUUUACUAUGUAGGAGGUGCAAAUAUCUGCUAAAAGCUGUCUUUAUGAUGGUGGAUCUGAUUUUUGUUUUUGAAAUCUUUAGGGUUUUGGCUUUUUUGCAAAACCCCUCCACUGUUACUAAGGUUAUGCUGCACUGAACGCCAUAUUUUGCUACACCAAAUUUAUGUAUAACUUUGUAAUUUAAAUAUAUUGUUUUACUCAGUACAUGUCAUGAAUAAACUACAGAUGUUUUGUUGAAUGCAGUGUGAUUUAUAAAAAAUAUGUGAUA
Messenger RNA from Mya arenaria, 3544 nucleotides. Its product is annotated as alanine aminotransferase 1-like. The transcript has 13 exons. Gene Ontology annotation, biological process: biosynthetic process. Gene Ontology annotation, molecular function: pyridoxal phosphate binding; L-alanine:2-oxoglutarate transaminase activity. Lineage: Eukaryota; Metazoa; Mollusca; Bivalvia; Myida; Myidae. The coding region runs from base 125 to 1642 and encodes 505 amino acids. The record is from RefSeq and is a predicted model, not a curated record.